Molecule: messenger RNA, 1827 nt
Organism: Caenorhabditis elegans
Lineage: Eukaryota; Metazoa; Nematoda; Chromadorea; Rhabditida; Rhabditidae
Gene: delm-2
Product: DEgenerin Linked to Mechanosensation
Exons: 14
Coding region: 1-1827 (608 amino acids)
Biological process (GO): sodium ion transport
Cellular component (GO): membrane
Molecular function (GO): sodium channel activity
Source: RefSeq, marked reviewed
AUGAUUCCAACAAUAUCGAAGCCAAAAACCAACCAAUCUACAAAAUCUGCAAGAAAAUCUUCUAAUGAGAGCCCGUACCCCAGUGUAACAUUCCGCCCUAAUUCUUCUCUUUCUCACUUGAUAAUUGAAGUUCCGGUAGCUCAGCUAAAAAAGUUCAAGCAUGCUGGGGAAACUGUUUCCGUAGAACGGGAGACCCAGCAUUUUUGUGAAACCACUACAAUGCAUGGACCGAAGAGAAUAUUUCAAGGAAAACGGUGGGCAACAUUAUUUUGGCUGAUUAUGGUAUGCACCUCCAUUGGACUUCUGAUUACUCAAGUGUGCAUUUUGGCAUCAAAUUAUCUCUCAAAGCCGGUUGUAUCUGAUGUAUCAUUUCUAAUCAAUGAAGAAGGAAUCCAAUUCCCCCAGAUUACCAUUUGCAACUUUACACCAAUUCGAAAAACUUUUGUUAAUGAAAUGAACAAAACCGGCCAAAUAAGUCCUAAUAUGAUCAACUACAUAAUGCAUUGGUUCACUGAAGUUCCAAUUUUGAUUGGCAGCUCGAAUUGGCAAUUGUUGCAUGAAGGAAAUAAAGAUUUGCAAGAAUAUCAGAAAAAUAACCCAAAUUUCACAGUACAAGGAUUUUUCAUAGAUGCUGGUUUCAGUUGUUCCGAUAUUUUUAAACUGUGUAGCUUCCAAGGCGAAACAUUUGAUUGUUGCUCAAUUUCCACUCCGGUUUUGACACCACUCGGUAAAUGUUAUACUUUGGAUCUUUUGAGCAGUACAAAACCAAGUAUGCACAAACAAACAGAACCUGGAAUUCAAGCAGGUCUUGCAAUUACAUUGGAUGCACAUCUUGAGGAGCAGUUUGAUGGCUCAAAUGGAAUGGAUGCACUUUUUACGAAUUCAUUUGUAAAUGGAUUUCAAUAUUUCGUUCAUCCACCUAACACUAUUCCACAUUUGUCAUCUGAUGAGUUUACAGUUACUCCGAAUUCUGUAGCGUACACCGCUAUAUCAAGUGAACGGUUUGAACUUCUGCCCACCAAUAAAUGGGGUAACUGCACGGAGCAUUAUCCAAGUGGAAUCAAGUCUGAUCUACCUUACCUCACUGGAAAUUGCGUUUCACUUUGCAAAGCUAAAUUUUUUAUGGAAAACUGUGGAUGUACACCGGCAGUCUACAAUAAUGAGCGGAAUUUGAAAGAAUGCACGCCAUUUGAAACGUUAGCCUGUGUCAAUAAUCAUAAUGGGUCUAACAACGCAACAGGGAAACUGGAGUUCAAACUUCCACGUUGUGCUCAAUGUGCUCAGCAAUGCAAUAAUCUGAUAUAUCGAGCGUUCAACUCCCAGGGUAACCAGUUUUCGGCGAGAGCCUUUGAAUGGUUUCGCACAAAUAACUCAAAUUGGACAAUGGCACACAUCAAAACCAACUUCCAAAUAAUCCACAUUUUCUACCAAGAUAUGUCAAACACAGAGUAUAAUCAAGUUCAAGAUGCAUCAAUUUCAGAUCUUUUAAGUAACAUUGGAGGAAAUAUGGGAAUGUUCUUGGGAAUGUCACUUAUCACAAUAACCGAGAUUUGCCUUUAUUUCUCGAAAAUCAUUUGGUUAGGAAUUUCAAAGAAGCGACGGGAGUACAUGUAUUCAAAACGGGUUCAUGAAAAGACUCAUAAAAAAGAAAUUGUCGAGACGGUUGAGAAGAUGAAAGUUAUUGAAUCGAAACGAAAAUUAUCAUCACCUAUCGGUUUUGAAAAUCAAAUUUCGUGGAAUUCGAACGACAACGUUGAAUUUCGAAUAAAUCUUAACAAUUUGGAACGGGAAUUUGAAGCCGUCGGAUCAAGGAGCGUUUUGAUCUGA